Paramormyrops kingsleyae is the source of this 3739-nucleotide messenger RNA. It is a transcript of the gene vwa7, whose product is annotated as von Willebrand factor A domain containing 7. NCBI's taxonomy places the organism in Eukaryota, Metazoa, Chordata, Actinopteri, Osteoglossiformes, Mormyridae. The record is from RefSeq and is a predicted model, not a curated record.
AGUGUGAGGCCACAGCACAAGCAGCCAACAAUGUAUGCAGCCUCAUUGUGAAGAUUCAAUGCCAGGGGGGCGGAGCCAAGGAGCUUGCGGCCUCAAAGAGGCAAGCUGCCUUCACGUGCUGCCAGUGGGCUAUCUGCAUCACACGCAGCCUGUGUGCUAUUUAUUUAUAAACUCCCCCCCCCCCAUUACAGCAGCAAAAGCAGAAGCCAAGUACCUGGGUGCAGAGCAACUUCAGUGCAUGUUUGCAGGAGCCCUUGUGGGCGGGACAUCGUCAGUCUCGUGGCCAUAGCAGAGGUGAGACGCCAAGGAGACCAGAGGCAAGGCGAUGAGCCAAGAACCUGUCAACAGACACACACACACACGGUGUCUGCCGGCGAUCACGCGGCUGCAGGUUGCCGGAGUCACAGCAGUGCGACCCUAACUCAGACCUCCCUUCACCCUCUUCCCCGAGACGUCAGUGGACCAGUGGGCUGUGCACUGGCCAUGCCCCACCCGAGGCUGCGGGUGUUCAGCUGCCUCAUGCUGCUUCUGCCCGGUCACCAGGCCUUCCUGCCCAACUUCUGGUCCCAGAUCUUGACGAUGUCUUGGAGCUCACACACACACCAAUACAUGACGGAGCAGGCCCUGCUCAACGUCACACUGGCGACGCUGGGUGCCAUGGACAGAGGCAUUGCAGGGAAGGACAGGUUGGGCCGGGAGUUCUGGCAUGCAGUUGGAGAGGUGGUGAGAGCCAACGCCGCCAUGGACUUCCUGAGCUCCACACGGUCAGACCCGGUGUACCACUUCGACUCCGAGCAUGUGGAGGAGGCUGCUGCCAUGCUUCGGGAAUUUUGGGCCCAGACCCUGCUCUCUGUCCAGGCCAAGAAGUACCAAGGUGCCCGGCAGAGUCUGGGCCAGCUGUUCCAUUCCCUACAGGAUUUCUACAGCCACAGCAACUGGGUGGAGAUGGGACAGCGCUCCUUGUACCUUCAUUUGCUGCACCCAGAGGAGCCUUCAAUACCAGUGGCUUCAGAGGACACUCCAACCUGCACUGACUGUUACACAAGCAGCUGCAGGAACAACAUCCUGAGCCAGCUCACAGAGAGAGAGCACACCCCACUACUCACCACGGGGUACUUCAGCACUCAGCCCAAGAAACCACCAGGUAAGUGCAGCCAUGGCGGGAUCCUGGACAGCAGCCGGCACCACGGGGCCCAGGGCGGCAUCAACAAGGACAGCACCUCCCCCUUUUUCUCCCCGCACCACUAUCUCCAUGAAGAGGCCGCCCAGCUCGCCACCGCGGCGACCAGGGCCGUGCUGCUGGACCUGAGGGAGGCCGUGGGAGCCUCCAGCUUCCUGAGGCUGUUCGGCGUGGGCCAGCAGCCGGCCCUCGUGUUCGUCAUGGAUACCACAGGCAGCAUGUUCGAGGAGAUCACAGCUGCCCGCCUCCGCGCCCUGUCCAUCAUCCGGGCUCGUGCCAAAGGCCAGCAGCAGCCAAGCACCUUCAUCCUGGUGCCCUUCCAUGACCCAGGGGUAGGUCCUGUAUACGAGACGGACGACCCAGAGCAGUUUAUGAGGCAUAUGGAAAGCCUGCUGGCCCUGGGGGGCGGAGAUGAACCGGAGAUGUGCCUCUCGGCAGUGCUGUUGGCCCUGACUCACACCCCCCCCCUGUCAGAAGUGUUUGUCUUCACCGAUGCCUCCCCCAAAGAUGCUCACCUGUAUGAUGCGGUGGAAGCCCUGAUGCGGGAGAAGCAGUGCAAGGUCAGCUUCCUGUUGACGGAGGACCUGAGUCCCGUGGUGUGGAGAAGGGAGAUAAGAAGAGUGAGGCAGGCCUUGUCCCCAGAGCGAUUCUCCCUCUACUACAAAUUGUCCUCCGUGUCAGGGGGCCUGACCAUCACCACCACCAACAGUGACAUCCAAAAGGCGUCUGCCAUUGUGCAGGACAACAUCUCUGCCGGCAAGGUCACCCUGCUCCAUGUGGACAGUGAUUCUGUCUCCGCCUCCUUCCACUCGUUUCACGUGGACCAUGCGGUGAAGUCGGUGACGGUGCACCUAGCCGGUGUGCUGAAGAGUUCCAUCCUCACCAGCCCUACAGGUCGGACCCAGUUCCUGCUGGAGCAGCAGCGCCCCCUGGCUCACCUGGAGAUAUCUCACGGCCUUUACCGGAUCAGCCUGCUGCCCCCCAUUGAGCAGGGCACCUGGAGACUCCAUGCAGAGACAGACGGCCACAUUACCAUCCAAGUCAUAGGUGACAGCAGUGUAGACUUCCUGUACUAUUUCGCUGUGCUGGCUAAUGGCACCCACCCAGGUCUGGCCAGGGUGCAGGGCACCCCCGUGGCAGGUGUGCCUACCUUUCUGGUACUUUCCAUAAUAGGCCUGUCUCCAGAUGACAAAGUUUCUAUCAGCCAUGUAACUUUGGUGGGCAGCAGAGGAGAAAGCCUUCUGGUGGUGCCACUCAACUCCUCCUCGUCCUCCUCUUCCUCCAGCGAGGAGCUGGUGGGCAGGAUAGAUUCGAUGCCCAGGGAGCCCUUCAGCCUGAGGCUGACUGGAAGAGAUGGGAGGGGGAACAGGCUGGAGAGGGUCUCCACGGAGAUGAUCCAGCCCACGCAUGUGCAGAUACAGGUUCUCUCCAUGCCCCCCCUGAUUCCUGGUGAAACUGCUAUGGUGCGUUUUGACUUGUGGAACCACGGCCCUGCCCGGCAAUUCACCCUAACCGCCAAAGACGAUCACGGGUUCCUCUUACAGAAAGGUCCUCGCAGGCUCUCUGCUGGUGAGGGAGGUCGGGUGAGAGGGGAGGUGCUGCUGAAAACCCCAAACGCCUCCGAAGCCGGGGAAGGGGUGACGCUCACUCUGAGUGCCCGUGCGCUGGACACCCCAGAUUCGAACUACGCUGUGGUGCGGCUGAACGUCAUUGUGCUGGACCAGGAUGCCACCCCCCCGACUUGUUUGGCAAUACAAGCGAAGGCGUCCUGCACUGCGGACUGCAGCCGUGGCAGAUGGACCUCAUCUCUAAUGGUGGUGGACAGGGGGAGAGCCGGCCUGGCUGCUCUGCAAGUCUCAGAGGGCCGGGGCAACCUCACCAUUCUCCAGGAAGGAGGUCAGUCGGAAGGAGGAGACAACAAUGACCGUGCGGAGCCGCGAGUGGGACAUGGCCAGACCAAGCUUGACGUGCCUGCCGGGGUCCGGGGGCGGCCUCUGAAAGUGAGCUACACCUCCAGCUGCUGCUUCCCCCGAGCCGAACUGCUGGUAUGGGACAGGGCAAGAAACAUGAAGCGCUGCCAUCUGUCAGCCAGCCAGCAGGGGGCGAUAAUGGAAAGCAUUAGUGCUGCUAGGAGGACUGAAAUCACACUGUGUGUCAUGCUGCUGAGUAUCCUGUGGCCAAUACUGAUGUAGCUGUGUCAGGUGUACAAACUUGAUUCUUUCCCGAAAUAGCAUAUUACCAAGUGUGGGUUAUGCUUGUUGAAGUCUGUUUUCCAGCUCUGUUCUGUCCCAUUUUUAAUAGCAAUGCCGAUGGACACAUUUGGCUUUUGACUGUGCUGAACCUGGCCACAUAUUCAGAAGUGAGGAACUUCAUCAUUCCCUUUGUUUGAUUACAUGGUUUACUGAGAGAACAUUUUUAAAGUAUUGUAGGUUAUUUUGUAACAGCUGCAAAACUUUACACAUCUCGGAUGAUGUCCCUUAUCUUUGCUUUUUAAGUCUGUAGCCUGGAAAAACAAGGUCAGAUUAUUGCUGCUUAAAUAAAACAAAUAUUCAGAACAUU